AUGUGCUGCAACUACUACGGAAGCUCCUGCUAUGGCUGUGGAUAUGGCUCAGGCUAUGGCUGUGGAUAUGGCUCAGGCUAUGGAUGUGGAUAUGGCUCAGGCUAUGGCUGUGGAUAUGGCUCAGGCUAUGGCUGUGGAUAUGGCUCUCGCUAUGGCUGUGGAUAUGGCUCUUGCUAUGGCUGUGGAUAUGGCUCAGGCUAUGGCUGUGGAUAUGGCUCAGGCUCUGGCUGCUGUAGCUACAGACCACUUUGCUAUAGAAAUUGCCAUUCUUGCUGCUAG
Molecule: messenger RNA, 279 nt
Organism: Apodemus sylvaticus (European woodmouse)
Lineage: Eukaryota; Metazoa; Chordata; Mammalia; Rodentia; Muridae
Product: keratin-associated protein 21-1-like
Exons: 3
Coding region: 1-279 (92 amino acids)
Source: RefSeq, a predicted model, not a curated record